Eucalyptus grandis is the source of this 2451-nucleotide messenger RNA. RefSeq names its product protein SIEVE ELEMENT OCCLUSION B. The transcript is spliced from 7 exons. The coding region runs from base 84 to 2252 and encodes 722 amino acids. Gene Ontology annotation, biological process: phloem development. NCBI's taxonomy places the organism in Eukaryota, Viridiplantae, Streptophyta, Magnoliopsida, Myrtales, Myrtaceae. The record is from RefSeq and is a predicted model, not a curated record.
UCAAAACCCAGAUAACAAUAUUUUCCCCAUCUUUCCUAAAACCAUAGUGUUCGAAUUUCUCUAGAGUUUUAUAUUAUCCCGUUAUGGCCAUGACGACGAUGACGACCGACAAGGUGAUGCCGCUCUCCAUGCAGAGGCUGAUCAAGGGAGGGGAUCGGAGCAUGAUCGCGUUGUCCGACGACAGCGUGAUGAUGAAGCAGGUUGUGGAGACUCACGCCCCCGACGGCCGCGAGGUUGACGUGAAGCCACUACUCCUCCUCGUCGAGGACAUCCUCAACCGCGCGACCUUGACUGUGGACACUCUCGCCGACACGGGAUCGACAAAGCACGCGGAAAACAUGGAGGACAAGAUUUACCAGGCCAACUUCAACGCCACGCUUGAUGUGCUGUCCCCUAUCAUCGAACGGAUUUCCUGCGAGCUAUCUGCGAAAGCACUGAGUGGGAGCGAGGCCCAUGCGACCACGCUCACUUUAUUGAACAUGCUCGCCCCCUUCUCGUGGGAUGCCAAGCUGGUGCUGACCCUGGCGGCCUUUGCCUUCAACUACGGCGAGUUCUGGCUCUUGGCCCAGAUCCAGUCCUCCAACCAGCUUGCCAAGUCGAUGGCCGUCCUGAAGCAGAUGACCCUGAUCAUGGAGCACUCGGCCGCACUCAAGUCCCGGUUCGAUAAGCUCAACAGCCUCAUCCAGGCCAUGCUGGAAGUCACGAGGUGCGUGGUGAAACUCAAGGAGCUUCCCUCAGCUUAUAUCUCCAGCGACGUCCCUGCACUGUCAACCGCCAUGGCCCAUGUCACAACUGCCGUCUACUGGACCAUAAGGAGCGCUGUGGCUUGUGCUAGCCAGAUCACCAACCUCACAACCUUCGGCUACGAGUUCAUAACAUCCCCAACUGAGGCAUGGGAUCUGUCAACCUUGCAUCACAAACUGAAGAACAUAUAUGAACAUUUGCAGAAGCAAAUUGACAUAUGUAACCAAUACAUAGAGGAAAAGCGGUAUCUCGAAGCAUAUCAGAAUCUCCUGAAUCUCUUUGAAACAAUCCACAUCGACAAUAUGAAGAUCCUGAAGGCUCUGAUUUAUCCCAAAGAUGAUAUUCUGCCUCUCGUCGAGGGGACUACAAAGAAAAGGGUCAACCUUGAAGUCCUGAGGAGGAAAAACGUGUUGCUGCUGAUCUCAGGGCUAGAAAUCUUGCAGGAUGAGCUGGCCAUCCUGGAGCAGAUCCACAGCGAAUCCAAGACGCACGCGACACGGCAUGAGAUCCACCAGUAUGAGCUGGUGUGGAUCCCCAUGGUGGACCGUUCGGUCGAGUGGACCGACCCAAUGCAGAAAAAGUUCGAGACCCUGCAGUCCACAAUGCCGUGGUACACCGUGUACGACCCAAACCUGAUCCAAAAGGCGGCGAUCCGGCUCAUCAAGGAGAAGUGGCACUUCAGGAACAAGCCCAUCCUGGUGGUGCUUGACCCACAAGGCAAGGUUGUGUCCCCCAAUGCCAUUCACAUGAUGUGGAUUUGGGGAAGCAAUGCCUUCCCUUUCACUACGCUGAGAGAGGAGGCUCUGUGGAGAGAAGAGAAAUGGAGGCUUGAGCUUCUUGUCGAUGGCAUGGAUCCAACAAUUCUGAAUUGGAUUAGCGAUGGCAAGUACAUAUUCUUGUACGGUGGCGAUGACAUCGAGUGGAUCCGCAAGUUCACCGCGGCGGCACGCCAGGUCGCGCUGGCCGCGAGGAUUCCCCUGGAGAUGGUCUAUGUGGGCAAGAGCAACAAGCGAGAGAAGGUGCGGCAAGUGAUUGCGACCAUCAAUGUUGAGAAGCUGAGCUCCACCUGGCAGGACCCGACCUUGGUGUGGUACUUCUGGACCCGGCUGGAGUCGAUGCUCUUCUCGAAGAUCCAACUUGGGAAGGCAGACGAGGAGGACCACAUGAUGCAGCAGAUCAAGAGGCUACUCAGCUUCGACAAGGCGGGGGGGUGGGCAGUGCUGAGCCGGGGGUCAGCCAUCACGGUGAACGGGCACGGGACCACGGUCCUGCCGGCGCUGCUGGAGUACGACCUGUGGAAGGAGCAUGUGGCUACCAAGGGGUACGACGUGGCGUUCAAGGAGCACCACGACAAGAUCCACGACGUGACGCAUCCAUGCUGCCGGUUCGAGUUCCAGAGCAUGGGGGGAAGGAUCCCGGAGGGCAUGCGGUGCCCCGACUGCCAGAGACGCAUGGAGAAGCUCACCACCUUCGUCUGCUGCCAUGAUGAGGUUGUUCCCACCAUCUGAGUGAUCAAUCAAUCCAAAGCCUUCAUACGGAGGAGGCAUAUACGAAUGUCUUGUGGGACAUAAUAAAGAAGCCAUGUGUGCGCUUGAAUUUCCUUUGUUUGAUUUGCGUUUGGAGUGUGAAGGAUGAUGUCCAAUGAUCAACAUCUGAUGCUUGAUAUUAAAUAAGAAGCAGAGAAACCUCUAAUGAGUUCUUUGUCCU